Molecule: messenger RNA, 1469 nt
Organism: Protobothrops mucrosquamatus (brown spotted pit viper)
Lineage: Eukaryota; Metazoa; Chordata; Lepidosauria; Squamata; Viperidae
Gene: MIER2
Product: MIER family member 2
Exons: 11
Coding region: 9-1469 (486 amino acids)
Biological process (GO): negative regulation of transcription by RNA polymerase II
Cellular component (GO): nucleoplasm
Molecular function (GO): transcription corepressor activity; histone deacetylase binding
Source: RefSeq, a predicted model, not a curated record
UGGUGUCUAUGGGCUCAGCUGACCACCGAUUCAACCUGGCUGAGAUCCUGUCCCAGAACUACGGAGUACAGGAGAAGACGGAGGAGGCCGACGAGGAACCAGAUCACGCCGAGGAGAAAGCGAAGCCUUUGGAAGAGAUAGAAAAGAGUUUCAAUGCCUCCCAGAACAGUGAGAUGCCCUUUGAAGAGCUGCUGGCCCUGUACGGCUAUGAGGCUUCGGACGCCAUCUCUGAGCAGGAGAGCGAGAGCAAUGAUGCUACUACGCCCAACCUUCCAGACAUGACCCUGGAUAAGGAGCAGAUAGCAAAGGACCUGCUUUCUGGAGAAGAAGAGGAAGAGACGCAGUCUUCGGCAGAUGACCUGACCCCUUCGGUCACUUCUCACGAUGCCUCAGACCUUUUCCCCAAUCAGACCGGCUCUAAUUUUGUGGCCGAUGGAGACAAGGCACCUUGCUCCUCUCCUUGUGCUUCCUUCUCAGCUGAAGACUCCGAAGAAGAUUCCAUGACGCCCAAUGACUGCAAGAAGGAGAUCAUGGUGGGAGCCCAGUACCAGGCCGUUGUCCCUCUCUUACACUUGAACUGGCAGGGCGAAAAAGUCUAUGAAAACGAUGACCAGUUGUUGUGGGACCCAAAUAUCCUCCCGGAGAGGGAGGUGGAGGAAUUCCUCUUCCGAGCCAUCAAGAGGAGAUGGGACGAAGUCUCCAAUGCCAGGCUUCCGGAAGGAGAGAUCGUGAAGGAUAACGAACAAGCCCUCUACGAAUUGGUGAAAUGUAACUUCAACGCAGAAGAAGCCCUGAGGCGACUCCGGUUCAACGUGAAGGUCAUUCGAGAUGAGCUCUGUGCCUGGAGCGAAGAAGAAUGCCGAAACUUUGAACAUGGAUUUCGGGUGCACGGAAAAAACUUCCACCUUAUUCAAGCCAACAAGGUCCGGACCCGGUCGGUGGGUGAAUGCGUAGAAUACUACUACAUAUGGAAGAAGUCGGAGCGGUACGACUACUUCACCCAACAGACGCGGUUUGGAAGGAAGAAGGAUUACGCGGAUAAUUUUUUGGACGGUGGGGAAGUGGAAAGUGCCGGCCGCGCACGAAGCUCUCCCCCCAUCGCGUCGGCCACCAGCUGCCUGGACUCCUGUUUCAACCCGGAUCAUUUAACAAUGGAGACCACAGGUACAUCUUUACGAGAUGGCGCCUCUUCUCAAGCCCAGAAAACCUGGGUGGUUAGUUCUGCGUGCCGCAAAAACAGGACACCGCGCCACAGGGUGGGGCACGAAAAUAGUAGUAGUAGUAAUAAUAGUANAAUUUCCAGCCACACGGGACUGGAGAGCGAUCCAGAGACGUUGGUGGCCCCUGCGCAAGUGUCCUUAGCCGUCCCCGAUUUCAGCCUCCUGGGUCUUGGAGAAGUCGAUAGCCUCCUGGACACUCAGACGCCCUGUCCGGCGCCCGAGGCCCAUUCAGACUCCGUGUCUCAGUGA